AUGCUGAAAGCCUGCAUCUGCUGCUUCUGCUACACAAAGAAAUGUCUUACAUACCUGAAUCAAAACGCGUACACGGCGACAGGUUUCAACAUCACCAGUUUCUGUACGUCGACAUGUGACGCCUUCGUCCUCCUGGUAGAGAAUGCCCUCAGCGUGGCCACCAUCAACACCGCAACGCCAAUUUUGGAUUACCAGGUACUGAUCGUCUCGUGCACGGCGUUCGCUGGCUUGUUGUCGCUCAACUACCAGCGGGACUACACGGUGUGGGUGCUGCCCCUGCUCAUCGUCUGCCUGUUCUCCUGGCUGGUAGCCCACUGCUUCCUGUCUGUCUUUGAGAUCGUGGUGGACGUGCUCUUCCUCUGCUUCGCCGUGGACACCAAGCACAACGACGGCAGCCCCGGCCGAGAGUUCUACAUGGACAAGGCCCUCAUGGGGUUCGUAGAGAACAGUAAGAAUAUGGCGGGAAGGGAUCGGCCCGAGGCAGAUGAAGACGGUGGUGAGAUGAAGCCCACGGGACUACAAUAUUUUUGGAAUAAAUCCCACCUGCCACUGACCCUCAUCCUGUCGUCUAUGCUGCGUCUGGCCCACUACAACCUGGGCAACGUGGCCAAAGGCUCCUUCAUCAGAACCCUGGUGGAGAUCCCUGGUCUCAUCCUCACCUACAUCCACCACCAGCUCAAAGGAAAAGUAUGUGUUUUAUCAAAAUCACUAUCCUAA
Molecule: messenger RNA, 717 nt
Organism: Salvelinus fontinalis (brook trout)
Lineage: Eukaryota; Metazoa; Chordata; Actinopteri; Salmoniformes; Salmonidae
Product: choline transporter-like protein 1
Exons: 6
Coding region: 1-717 (238 amino acids)
Biological process (GO): transmembrane transport
Cellular component (GO): membrane
Molecular function (GO): transmembrane transporter activity
Source: RefSeq, a predicted model, not a curated record